This is a messenger RNA of Ilyonectria robusta, 774 nucleotides long. RefSeq names its product carbohydrate esterase family 1 protein. NCBI's taxonomy places the organism in Eukaryota, Fungi, Ascomycota, Sordariomycetes, Hypocreales, Nectriaceae. The record is from RefSeq and is a predicted model, not a curated record. Gene Ontology annotation, biological process: proteolysis. Gene Ontology annotation, molecular function: feruloyl esterase activity; serine-type peptidase activity. The transcript has 2 exons. The annotation marks the transcript as partial.
CUACUAACUGCCGCUCAGGGCAUUGUCGCAGCCUCGGCAGGCUGUGGUAAGAAUCCCAUCCAGAGCGGCGUCAAGACUCUCGCGGUUGCUGGCCAGCAGCGUCAGUACACGCUGAAAAUCCCCGGCAACUACAACCGCAACCAGCCCUACAAGCUCAUCUUUGGCUACCACUGGCUUGGUGGAUCCAUGCAGAAUGUAGCUGGAGGAGGCUACUACGGCCUCGAGAGCCUGGCCCAGGGCUCUGCCAUCUUCGUUGCUCCCCAAGGCUUGGAUGCCGGUUGGGCGAACACUAAUGGAAACGACAUCACGUUUACUGACCAGAUCCUCGAUGCCGUCAAGUCCAACCUUUGUAUCGAUGAGCAGCAAAUCUUCGCCACUGGCUUCAGCUACGGCGGUGCCAUGUCCUUCUCCGUUGCUUGCUCCCGACCUGACGUCUUCAAGGCCGUUGCUGUCAUCUCUGGUGCUCAGCUUAGCGGAUGCAACGGAGGCACCAAGCCUGUUCCCUACCUUAGUAUUCACGGCGUGGCCGAUAGCGUCCUUCCCAUCGACCGUGGCCGAGCCCUGCGAGACAAGUUCCUCCAGCUCAAUGGCUGCCAGUCCAAGAACGCCCCCGAGCCCGCCCGCGGCUCCGGCUCCCAUAUCAAAACCACCUACGAGUGCAGCCGAGCUCCCGUCACCUGGAUUGCCCACAGCGGUGACCACGUCGCCGACCCCCGCGAUAACAAUAGCGGCACCUGGGCUCCCGGAGAGACCUGGACCUUUUUCAACAAUGCU